CUCCCUCGUUGAGUGCUUGUUAGAAGCCACGGCUCCGCCUUGGUUUCACCCUCUCCCCGUACCUCGGUGCCGACGGAAUCAAGUGUUCGUCCAUCUGGUACUCAUGCUCUUGUUGUUGUGACUGUACGCGCAGCUGUAUCACUACAUGGCACGCAACAUGACUGGAGCGGAAGCUCGCACAAGAGCGAUGGCACGUACCGUGGUGGUGUUGUGGAUUUGCUGUGUCGUGUGCUGUGCCGCGAACGAUGUCACAGAUGAGAGACAGAAGGUCAUUUUAGUGCUUGUAGAUGGUUGUCGCUGGGACUACUUGGAGGAACCUGGAUUGCUUGGAUUCCGCACUCUGGCUGAGAAUGGUGUGAAAGCCGAAUACGUACUGCCUGUCAUGCCGAGCAGUUCCUACCCCAAUUGGUACUCCAUCGUCACAGGACUGUACCCCGAAAAUCACGGUUUCGUGAGCAACAUCAUGUACGACGAGAUCCACCACGACUUCUUUCUUAUGGCACCUGACGCGAACGCGUCCUUACCGCACUGGUGGAACCACGCUGAACCCAUCUGGAUCACGGCUGAGAAGCAUGGCCGACGCACGUCUAUGUACUGGUGGGACGGAUGUCAGGUUGUCAUCCGGGGUCGCAAACCAACACACUGCGCCCAGUACAUCAGCUACUGGCAAUGGACCACCGCGAACACGGACUACGGUUAUGCCUUUACCCACAUCCUGGACAAGCUCGAGAAUAAUGAGGUCGAUAUGGUGAUGGUCUAUUAUGAAGGAGUGGACGCGCAAGGUCAUGCCUCCGGGCCGGACUCAAUUAGACGCAAAGAAGCACUAAAAAGCAUCGAUACUUUACUGUUGGGGUUGCAAGAGAAGAUGCAGAAGAGGAAGCUAUACGAUAAGGUAAACUUGGUGGUGGUAUCUGAUCACGGAAUGACAAACAUAGACUCCGACCACGCUAUGACGAUCGACAUUGCUCCAUACAUAGACCUCAACGACGUCCAUUCAAUCCUGGACUCUGGAGCGUUUUCGAUGAUAAGGCCGUACAUCGACAAGAUAGAAAAGGUGUACAAGAGCUUGGUAGACGCCCGAAUUCCCGGUCUUCGCGUCUACAAAAGGAGGGACCUGCCCGAAGAGUGGCACUUGAAGGACUCUUACUUAACGCAACCUAUAGUAAUUGCAGCUGACAAGGGUUACAGCAUUAAGAAACUACCCAAGCCUGACUUCAGCAAGGGCGCCGAGAGCAAGUCCUACCGCGGUGGACACGGCUACGACCCUGUGCAAGUGGAGGAGAUGAGAACCAUUUUCUUGGCAAGGGGACCUGGUCUCAAGAAGGGAUUUGUAAGCCCGCCUCUGAAUCAGGUUGACCACUACAAUAUGCUUUGCAGCCUCUUGGGAAUUCCACCAAACAAGAACGACGGCAACAUGGAAGCAGCGUUGAACCUUCUGUCCGGCAGUAGAGCACUGCGUGCCAGCCUCAUCGUAUCUAUUUUCCUGCCAUUCGUGUUCAUGUUCGUUUUCAAAAGUUAGUAGUGGCCUGACUUUGGUUUUUCGGGUACGCUCAUUGAUUUUGAACACAAUGUGAAAUUAAUCAUUCUGAGGUGUAUAGAAAUGCAGAAUAGCUAACCCGGAUAGAUAAGAGGUGAAACAGCGCGUGGCUUUUGCUGUGGCUGAUGUAAAGCUGAUCCCAUUGAUGCACUCGCAAGCGCCAGAUUGCGAGAGCAGUGUCCAGUCCACAGCCAAUGCUUCUGCUCUCUGUACUAUAUCCAUCUCUAGCGCAUGUCAUCCUGCAGACGUGCGAAAACAUCACUGUCAAGCGAGGUGUCAUGCUCAAGACGUUUGUGUCGUAACAUCUCCCAACAUUGUAGUUGCAGUUAGUAGAAAAUAAAAGUAUCAACAGGAUCAGCACCAAGUAAGAUACCUACGCA
Messenger RNA from Ornithodoros turicata, 1917 nucleotides. Its product is annotated as glycerophosphocholine cholinephosphodiesterase ENPP6-like. The transcript has 8 exons. The record is from RefSeq and is a predicted model, not a curated record. The coding region runs from base 146 to 1519 and encodes 457 amino acids. Lineage: Eukaryota; Metazoa; Arthropoda; Arachnida; Ixodida; Argasidae.